This is a messenger RNA of Melopsittacus undulatus (budgerigar), 945 nucleotides long. RefSeq names its product heart and neural crest derivatives expressed 2 (gene HAND2). The coding region runs from base 21 to 671 and encodes 216 amino acids. Gene Ontology annotation, molecular function: DNA-binding transcription factor activity, RNA polymerase II-specific; RNA polymerase II transcription regulatory region sequence-specific DNA binding; protein dimerization activity. The transcript is spliced from 2 exons. Gene Ontology annotation, biological process: regulation of transcription by RNA polymerase II; heart development. NCBI's taxonomy places the organism in Eukaryota, Metazoa, Chordata, Aves, Psittaciformes, Psittaculidae. The record is from RefSeq and is a predicted model, not a curated record.
GGGUGCGCUAGGAAGCGGGGAUGAGUCUAGUGGGCGGUUUCCCCCACCACCCGGUGGUGCACCAUGAGGGCUACCCUUUCGCCGCCGCCGCUGCCGCCGCCGCCGCCGCCACCCGCUGCGGCCACGAGGAGAACCCCUACUUCCACGGCUGGCUCAUCAGCAGCCACCCGGAGAUGUCCCCCCCCGACUACAGCAUGGCUCUGUCCUACAGCCCCGAGUACGCCAACGGGGCGCCGGGCAUGGACCACUCCCAUUACGGAGGGGUGCCGCCCGGGAGCGGCCCGCCUGGGCUUGGGGGGCCCCGGCCGGUGAAGCGCAGGGGCACGGCGAAUCGCAAGGAACGGCGCAGGACUCAGAGCAUCAACAGCGCCUUCGCGGAGCUGAGGGAGUGCAUCCCCAACGUGCCCGCUGACACCAAGCUCUCCAAGAUCAAAACCCUCCGCCUGGCCACCAGCUACAUCGCCUACCUCAUGGACCUGCUGGCGAAGGACGACCAGAACGGGGAGGCGGAGGCCUUCAAGGCAGAGAUCAAGAAGACAGACGUGAAGGAGGAAAAGAGGAAGAAAGAGCUGAACGAAAUCUUGAAAAGCACAGUUAGCAGCAACGAUAAGAAAACCAAAGGGAGGACUGGCUGGCCGCAGCAUGUCUGGGCUUUGGAGCUCAAGCAGUGAGCACGGCAGGACUGGAGGAGCCGUCCUCUUAGUCUCGGUAGCGAGCUCUCCUCUGAGGACUCUUUGUAUUUGGAAUCGUCCAGUUUAUUUAUGUGCAAUUUCUCCCCCAACCCCCCAAAAUGUGGAUAUUGAAGGAGAGGGAAAAAGCAUUCCAUAUAUGAAGAGGAAACUCCAGCUUGGUAAGGGGUAAUGUCUCUAAUAGUUUCGUGAAUGUUAUUUGCUCUGUAUAAAACACACAGGGAAAACAGAAACAUAGAAAAGGAGAAAAAAAAAA